Molecule: messenger RNA, 1316 nt
Organism: Dromiciops gliroides (monito del monte)
Lineage: Eukaryota; Metazoa; Chordata; Mammalia; Microbiotheria; Microbiotheriidae
Gene: SH2D4B
Product: SH2 domain containing 4B
Exons: 8
Coding region: 1-1296 (431 amino acids)
Cellular component (GO): cytoplasm
Source: RefSeq, a predicted model, not a curated record
AUGCUGCAGCAGAUCCUGAAUGAAAUGUACAUUGACCCGGAGCUCCUGGCAGAGUUGAAUGAUGAACAGAAGCACAUCCUUUUCUACAAGAUGAGGGAGGAGCAGCUGCGGCGUUGGCACGAGAGGGAGGCGAGGGCAGCCAGGGAGGAGGCCGAGGGGGGCAUGCUGCGGAAUUUCAGGCGAGCGAACAGUAAACACAUUCAAUGGCUUCAUGGGAUAGAUGGUGAAGUUUGGGUCUGGAUUAUGGGAGAAGCCCCAGGCGACAAGACAUAUGAACAGAUUUCGGAGGAGCUGAUAGCAGAAAGGGCAAGACGACAGGCCCAGAAGGAGGCCGAGGAACUCUGGAGACAACAGGAAGCAGAAAUCACAAAGAAAUUCCGGGAUGCUAUGGCAAAUGAGAAGGCACGGAUCUUGGCAGAGAAAUGGAAAGUAGAGAUGGAAGACCGCAAGGCAGCCAAAGUUCUGGAAGAGAGGAUUCAUGAGGAAUUCAAGAGAAAAGAAGAAGAGGAGAGGAAAAGGGGAGAGAUGCAGAUUCGCCUUCAGGAAGAGCGGAGAGCCAAAGAGUUAUACUGGACCCUGAAGCAAGCUCAGCAGCAGAGCCAAGCCAGUGAAAAGGAGGAGCGGGAAUGGGAAGAGCAGCUACGCCGUUCUAAAGCUGCAGAUGAAGAACGGAGACGGAAAGCUCAGAGAGCCCGGGAUGAGUAUCGUCGGCACUCACUCCGAGCAAUUCAGAAAGGGACAGUUGCUGGUCUCAGCAACAUGUUCCAAGAAAUUGGCUUGUACAAUGAGCAGGAGGCAAAACUCAAUAACCACCAUCAUAGCCCCACUCCGCUAAAGUCCAUCCUUGUCCCUGUCAGGGCUUGGGAACGGCCCCUUCGUCCAGUCUCUAGAGAUGUCAUCAUUCGCUGGUUUAAGGAAGAACAAUUGCCCCGCCGGGCUGGCUUUGAGAGGAACACCAAAUCCAUUGCCCCUUGGUUUCAUGGGAUCAUUAGCCGAGAGGAUGCAGAAGACCUUCUGUCCAACAUGACUGAGGGGGCAUUUCUGGUUCGUGUCAGUGAGAAAAUCUGGGGCUACACCCUCUCCUACCGCCAGCAGCAUGGGUUCAAGCACUUUCUUGUGGAUGCAUCAGGGGAUUUUUAUAGCUUCCUGGGAGUGGAUCCUAACCGGCAUGCAACUCUCACAGACCUUAUUGAUUUUCACAAGGAGGAAAUCAUCACAGUAUCAGGUGGAGAGUUACUGCAGAAACCCUGUGGACAGAGGGACAACCCGCCAGACUACCACAUGCUAUUUGAAUGACUUUCUCUCAUGGAACAAGG